AUGGAUGACCUGAAAUCUGUGGGAAUGAGCUGGGCUGAACAGGUCGAGCAAGAAGAUGAAAUUGUUCCGGAAGUGGGAGCAGAAGAUGAGUCACUUGUUGAUGAGAAAAAUGGUAUUAAAAAAAUCUUUGAGGUCAAAUGGAAUGAAGAGGAGGGUAAAGAGGUUAAGGUUAUCAAAUCUUAUAGAGUGGAAACAAAGCGACUUACCAAAUCUAUUGCCAGAAGGAAACAAUGGAAGAAAUUUGGAUCUGCUGAGAAUGACCCACCUGGUCCUAAUCCAGCUAACACUAUUAUUUCAGAAGAAAUUCCCAUGACUUUUGUAAACAAUAAAGAGGCUCAGGUUGAGACAGAUGAAGACCCUCUACAGAAACUAAAGAACCAGAAAUUGGUCUCCUGUCGUAUCUGUAAGGGUGACCAUUGGACCACACGUUGUCCAUACAAGGACACACUUCAACCUCUACAAGAGAACCUCAAGGAAGGAGAAAAGAAACCUGAAGCUAGUGCUGGUGGUACUGGCACUGGUUCUGCUGUGUCAAAGACUGGAAAAUAUGUACCUCCUAGUCUUCGAGAUGGUGCAACUAAAGGAAGAGGAGAAUCUAUGAAUAACAGCAAGAGAGAUGAAUUUGCUACCAUCCGAGUCACAAAUCUUUCUGAAGACACACGUGAAUCUGACCUUCAAGAACUGUUUAGACCAUUUGGAACUAUUCACAGAAUUUAUCUGGCCAAAGAUAAAAAUACUGGACAGUCUAAGGGCUUUGCUUUCAUCAACUUCCACCGGCGAGAAGAUGCUGCCAGGGCAAUUGCUGGUGUUUCUGGCUAUGGUUAUGAUCACUUGAUUCUCAAUGUUGAAUGGGCCAAGCCUUCAGGAACAAGUUGA
Messenger RNA from Acanthosepion pharaonis, 876 nucleotides. The record is from the annotation of a GenBank genome assembly. Lineage: Eukaryota; Metazoa; Mollusca; Cephalopoda; Sepiida; Sepiidae.